Dromaius novaehollandiae (emu) is the source of this 10161-nucleotide messenger RNA. It is a transcript of the gene USPL1, whose product is annotated as ubiquitin specific peptidase like 1. Gene Ontology annotation, biological process: protein desumoylation; Cajal body organization. The coding region runs from base 4503 to 7796 and encodes 1097 amino acids. NCBI's taxonomy places the organism in Eukaryota, Metazoa, Chordata, Aves, Casuariiformes, Dromaiidae. The record is from RefSeq and is a predicted model, not a curated record. The transcript has 8 exons. Gene Ontology annotation, cellular component: Cajal body. Gene Ontology annotation, molecular function: SUMO binding.
CCCUCGGGGAGCUGCGGGCAGCGCCGCGCUGCCUCGGCGUGCCGUGGGGCCGGGCCGCUGCUGCAGGAGGGAGCAGCGCCGGGCCGGGCCGCUGCUGCAGGAGGGAGCAGCGCCGCGCUGCCUGGCGGGCCCGUUUCUCUGGGAGCAGCGCUGAGCCUUUUGCUUCGUUACCCGGUUGCCUGUUCCGUAGGCAGUGUUGGAAUGACCGUCUUACGUAUUUUUAAAUGCCGACUUAGUAUUUCUUGUCAACAUCUGUACAUUUGAGGUCUUGUUCCUUCUAUUAAGGUAGCAUUAGCUAAAACAGUAUUUAAGAACAGAUGUAUGUGGUGAGGUACUAGCAUGUAUGUAUUUUUCCCUUGCACGGUUUUCUGAUUUUCCAAUAAUUAACUGUAUAUAUUUUUUUCUUCUACAGCAUUUCCCUAGUGUAUGGAUCACUCUGGAUGUGGGAAAAAGCCUAAGGAGGCUGUUUACUGCUAGGUUUAUGUUGAAGCGUUUGAAUGCUACUUGGCAUUGAAGGAAGGGCAGCAGCCAGGACAGUGCCAGCCAGUUAGCUGGAGCCAUGUCCGUGAGCCCUUCGCUUCCGCUGCCUGGGGUUAGAGACCAAGACUCUGCCUACACCAAGUCUCUUCCUGAAAUCUUGCAUCUGUUAGCUGUAGCUACAAUAAAUGUUAGUUUAGGGUAUAUCUUCCCAUACUAACUUACUUCCUUUCAAAGGCCUAAAAGGUCUCAGCAGCAAGAUACUUAGUCCCUCUACCUUACAGUACUCCCAUCAAAACAUUUAAUAUUAGGACAUUUAAGAUAAGUCUGACCGUAGAAGAAGCUUUUAGAUCAGCUCAUUAAUCAUGUUGCAGACUAGUUUAUUUCACAGCUUCAUGCAUUUCAGCUUCAUUUGCCUUAGUCUGUAUUAGGCUAUUUGCAGGAAAGACUCUUGCAUUUGCCCCCACAGGAGAUGGAAUUGUAAUUCUGCCUAGCAUGUAUGGCCUGUGACGUAGGAACAGUUACCAGGUGACAUCAACAACGUCUCUUUAAUGUCACACUUAACUGGAAUAUGUUUUUGUGGCCAAACUAGUAAUUUUUUCAUGCUCCGUGAUUUGAAUAUUAAUAGUUAUACCUGGAGAUAAAGAAAAAAAAUAAUACUCUGAUGUCAUCUUUCAUAAGGAAUGCACACAUACCUAAUAACAUGGUUAAUGUAAAUGCGUGUGACUUUCUUCUCAGACUUUUGUUUUUUCAUCCUUCCUUUUCAAUUUUCCUUUGAAGGAGAGAAGACUUAUGAUUUGCAAGAAGUUUAUUCUCAAGCGUCCCUUUAGGCUUUAAAUUGAGAAAAGAUGUUCACUGUAGUGUAAUCACUGUUCUAUGACUUACUUACUGGAGUUCUUAACUGAUUUUGUUUCACUAGAUACUAAAACCGUUACUGUGUCACAAGACAAGCUCACUGUUAUCAAAAGCCUUCUUGCCGUAUAAAUUCGCCACCUCUUUCCCGCUCUCUGUCUUCUGCCCUGUUAUCUCUGCAGUUCAUCAGAUCUUUUCAUAAACCAGCUUAACUCCCUAGAGUAGCAGAAAAAAAUCAGAGUUUUCUGCUGCUUCAUGAGUUCAGUUAGCUUAGGGAAAGUCUUGACAAGGAAGUGAGCUGUGGGAUUGGUGACGGAGUGCGAAAGAGGAGAAAAAAGAUGCAAGACUUCCCUGUUAUGUAGCAAUUACCUGUUGGAUCGUCAGUUACCCGAGGAGCCAUAACUUUAGCCUAGUAAUUAUACCUGGUCGGUGGCAUAUUUUGCAUUACGUUUUGCAAGCGUCCAAUGUAAAAGAAGGCAAAGUAGCAUAAAUGUUUUAAAACAUGAUCCAGUAAGCUUGAGAGCGUGUUCCUAUGUACUUUCUGAUAUGUAAUGCUGAUGUUACAUGCUGCUACAAUGGGUCGUGUUAGUAGUUCAUAAAGCAGUCUUUUAUUUUUUUUUCUUGGCAAUUCUCUUAUUUCUUAUACAUUUUACAAAGACCACAAAUAGCUUACUGUACUUUUACACGCACUGAAAUGUACAGCUAGGUCACUUAGUACCAUUCUGUAUACCUAGUACUGGCAUCCCCAUUUUAUUUGCUGAUUCUUUGUAUGUCUCUGAAAUAAAGAGUCGAAUAAGAAUGUAAUUAACAUUUACAAAAGUAUUAAGCCCAAUAAAUGGUAUGGGCUUCAACAUUAUAAUACUGUUGCUGGGUGAUUAUAUUUGGGGAGGUAUUGUACAUCUCAAAACAGUGUUUAAGCUUAAAAGGAAGGGCAGAACUAACAGAUAGGGAACAUGGAAAAAAUUGGAAAAAUACCUGCUUUCCUUUUGAGAGGAAUGACAGAGUAAGCAGUGACUUAUACAGCAAUAAAUAUCACUCUUUAUAAAAUCAAGAAAUACUUAAAAAGAAAUAACUUGUAGGUUGUUAGUGUUACUAAUAUGCAUUUAAAUACAUGCAUUUAAAUACAGGCAGAUAAUUUGUAUUUGUGCAAUGAGAAAUCACUUAAAUACGUUAGGUCUCAUGACUGUAUUUACUCCGGAGAGAUGAGACUGCUCCAGGCCAAGGAAUUGCCUAAAAGUUCCCUGAACAAAUUACAAACAUCUCAUUAGCUAGAGCCUGGAGAACAAUGUCAUUCUGUAUUUUAGAGUGGUUGAUAUUUGCAUAAGUUUAAUAUUACAUUAAAAAGUCAAAUUCUGAACUAGAUUAAAUAUGCGAUAACAGAGUUGAUACACUGUGAUAGUGCGAUUGGCACUGUGUGAAAAAUUAGAGAACUUGGCUUUCCUUCAUAGUGCAGUACAAUUACACACUUGGAGCUAAUUCUUUAGUUUUUACCUUGAGUGAGCCUGGGAUCAUGUUGUUUAUUGUACACCUUCCAGCUGUACUCUAAAAACUAAUCAUGCUCUCUAAGGACGUUCGUAUGGAUUGAUACUUUUUUUCUUACCUUCCAUUAUAACUGUUAGUUUUAGAAGUCCCAGUAUACUACCUCUUCAUCUUGCAGCCUGCCUGUUCUGAAAAGAGCUUCUAUACAUGUUGAAAGUAUUAGUAGGACAUGUCAUCAACUUAAGUUGUCUUUGGGGUUUGAUAUGAAAUAAUGAGUUAUUACAGUUUGCUACUGUACUUUUUUAUUAAUACUCUGUCCAUUUUUAACAGUCUGUCCAGUUCUGUAGGGUCUCUUCUUGCUUAGUAUUAUAAAGGGGCCAUUUUAACAGUCUGUCCAGUUCUGUAGGGUGUCUUCUUGCUUAAUAUUAUAAAUGGAUUUGGUUGAACCUGAUCUGUGCACGUCUCCAAAAAUGCCAUGGGAUAUUGAGUUCUUGAUUCAAAAGGAAUUGUCUUUUAAUCUGAGUCAGUGCUAUAGUGCAGGAAUUGCGGAGCAUUGGGCUGUAGGAGAGGUUCUUGUUCAGUGAAAAAGAAAGUAUUGGCUGCUCAAGGAAAGAUAUUAACUUUGAUGACUUUGCUGCUUUUCAACUUAAUUACAUUUCACCUACCUUAACUUCCCCCUAAAUCUUGAAGAGAUGUAUAUUUAUUCUGGUUAGCUUCAUCUGAAGUCAACGGUAUAGAUUUGGGUCCAUAUAGUUCUAAACCUCUGUGUUCUUCUGACUCAUGUAGUUACCUUCAGAGCCAGAGAAAGAAUUGACUUAUACAGGUUUAAAGACCUGUCUUCUGAUGUGUAUGUAGUCUAUACUGGAGUCUUCCUACACAGAUGUGUGUGUAGGUAUAUACAUAUGUUACUUAAGUGAACAACAACAUACGUGAAUCAGAAGGCAAAAUUUGGCCCUGAAUUUGAGAAAUCAUAUGAAACGAAAUAUGCAGUGUCAUGAACAAAAUAUGAAAUAGAUUGAUGUAGCAGUAAUACUGUGGAAGAGCUUGCUAGGAAGUCCGUAGUGUUGUUAGAAUGACUAGGUUGUGAGAAGUUUCCAAAUAGUGACACUAGCAGCAGGAUGCCCUUCUGUAGUUAGAAAUUGCUCCAUUUGCAGGAUGAGCUUUUUAUAGUUAGUGUACUAAAUUCACUUUUCUGAAAGCUACAGUAGUUCUUUAAUGUUCUUCACCAGCUAAGCUGUAACUAUUUGGCAUCUUAACUGUAGGCAUUUUUAAAGAAAAUAUCAGUCAGAAACUUUCUGAUUGAGGGUAAGAUGCAGUAAGUUAAGAUGUACAGGCAAGACAUCUACGUUUCUGCUAAGUAUAAUGCACUUGGAAAAUAAAUGAGACCUUGCAGUGUGCAAAGAAUACGUAGAUUUGAAAAUUCAAGGUCUGAAGCUGCUGAAUCUGUAUAUGACUUAAAGUUCUGAGUUUGUCAUCUCCACCAGAAAAUAAGUAUGUUCGGUCAAGAAAGUGUACUUCUGAAUUCAUUCUCACAGAAAAUACAGAUUACAUUACUGUUGGUAUAUUUUUAUUCAAAAUUUAAUCAAUUUUUUUCUUUAAUUGUUGUAUUCACUUCUUAUUUUUCAGGGUUCUUUGAAAAUUCCUUAGUGGUCUUGACAUUGUUACAAGUGACAUAAAUUAGCCAGUGGCUCAGAAUGAUGGAUACCCAGAAGACUACAAAUGGUUUGCAAGUGAUUGGACAAGGGACUGGUAUAGGGAUAUCGACACUCCACAUGGUGGGGUAUUUGGGAAAAAACUGUAGUCCUGUGGAAGUAACUACAAGUGAGUAUUGCCCAGUCUGCAAAGAGAAAGACCAGACACAAGCUUUACGGACUUACCGCAUUAAUUUUCAAGAGUCCAUUUUCCUUUGUGAAAAUCCUCAGUGUAUCUACCCACUUGGUUAUAAACCAUUAAACAGCAUAAUUAUUUCUGCUGAUUCAGAAAAACAUCAGAUUCCAUGUACUGAUAAGAAAAGGAAAUUGUGUGAUAUUAGUGACUUUUCUCCUAUUGAAUCACAUCCAAAACAGGCAAGGACUAAUAAUGGGAUAAAUGUUGAGCAGCCUAUUAAUGCAAAUCCUGCCAUCAAAUACUGUGAGAAUAGUUUAUAUACUCCCAGGCCAAGACUACUUGAUGAAUUACAGAAUGACCAGCAAAAGACUGGUAGCGAAGCGGAGUCCCUCACGCAGAAGGUGGACAUUGAAACAACCAACAGAGCCAGCAGUUAUCAAGCAAGCCCUUCUAAGACUUCUUCAGCCAGAACACAGCUCUUACCGAAUUCUGAACUUUGCUUGACAGCAUCUGAAAUUUUGCUCACAGAUGAUAAAGGUUCUACUAAUAGCACAGAUUUAUGUCUUCAGUGGAGGAACGUGUAUGCUCUUUGUUGGUUAAACUGUAUUUUGUCAGCACUGGUACACUUAGAAACAUUAAAGUUUGCUCUAACAGAAGAAUACACUGAAGAAAAAUGUGUACUCCAGGGACUCCUUACAAAAUAUAAUCAAGCAACCGCACUUCUGAAUACCUGUAGAAGAAGUAAGGUAAAAGAUGUUCUUCCAAAAGCAGAAUCAUAUCUCAAUGAAAUCAGAAAUAGAAUUUUUACAAAGCUUCAGCCUCAGCUUGGGUGUAAAUUGGGUGAGGAGGAAAGUCCGGUGUUUGCACUCCCUCUACUUUUACGACAGGAUCACCAAGCUGAGAAACUAUUCCUGCAUUCAUUUUCUUGGAAGUUUGAGUGUUUAUGUUGUGGCUACAAAUACCAGGACCGAUGUAGGAAAACAUUAACAACUUUCACAAAUACAAUCCCCGAUUGGCAUCCGCUUAAUGCUAUUCAUGUUGGUCCGUGUAAUAACUGUAAUGAUACAUCUCAAAGAAGACAGAUGAUUAUGGAAAAAGUACCCGCCAUAUUAAUGUUGCAUUUUGUCGAAGGCUUGCCACAUAACAACCUGAAGAAUUACUCAUUUCAGUUUGAAGGAGAUUCCUACCAAAUAACAUCUGUUGUUCAGUAUCAGACAGUCAAGAGACACUUCGUAACCUGGUCUUUGAAUCCUGAUGGAACUUGGCUUGAAUGUGAUGAUUUAAAGGGUCCAUAUUGCAAGAGACGUAAAAGAUUUGAAGUUCCUCCGUCAGAGAUUUUUAUUGUCUUCUGGGAAAAGAAAACAUCUCAUGUGCCAGAAGAACUGAAUUCACAGUUCCAGAGUAAAAAUAUUGAAGAUUUUCCUCUUAACAAUGUACAAUCAAAUUCCACAGUUUUGCACUGUGGUUUUGAAAACGCUGUAGACAAAAUACUUGCAGAACAUCACAAAGAGGAUUCUGUGAGAAUUCCAGAUAAGAAACAGCAGCAGGUAGCUGAAGAUGAAAGUAGUGCUCAUCGUGGUUUAGAAAAUCUGGCACAUGAUGAUGUUAUAACUCUGACACUUGUAGAAAUUCAAGUUGACUCAGAAGCUAAAUCACUGGAGAACAGACAGAUGGUGGGAAAUAACCUUGUUGUUGAGACGAACACGCUGCGACAGCAGGAAUCAACUUGUUCACCUAACACUCCACAUACAGGAGAGGUUGUUGGAACUAGUCUAGCUAUGAAUAAUAAAUACACGUUAUCUGAAGAUCGCAGCAUUUGCUUACCUCUAGAAGAGAGAAACCCAGCAAAUAUUACUCUUCCUGUGCCUAAAAAACAGGAUCCUUGUCCAUCUUAUUCACCACUUACUCAAAGAACAGAUGACAGAGCGAAUUUAUUUAACACAGAAAAUAGUACUAGCUUAAUUUCAGAACUACAGCUUAACAAGAAUUUGUCACCAGCAGAGAAUAUUACACGAAGAUCACCUGACUUGAAAGAUGCAAGCAAAAUAGUAGUUGAUUCUCAGAUUGGAAAUUCUGCUGCCAAUAAUCCUUUUCAGCCUUCACACAAAGACCAAAAAAGAGGAUUUGUAGGAAGCUGGGUAAAGAAAUUAUUAAGCAAGAAUACUUCUUUUAUGCCUUCAAGUGCCUCAGCUCUUAAAAAUGAGAGAAAUUGCAAAACUCCCUCAGUGCAAAAAAUAAGUGAUGUGCGGUUGCCAAUUAAGGGAGCAAGUAACUUUGAUGGAUUUCAAGGCAGAGGUACAAACAAAAUGACUGAGACCCCUAAAUCAGCAGUUCCUCAAAGUAAAAAUAUUCAUCCUUUGUCAGAUUUCAAAGGAUUUUCUGCAGAUGUUCAUCUUCCUACAACAAAUCAUAUUGCAAAUGGAGGUCCAACCUGGAGAAAGUCAAGAAGUGUAUUGAGUACCUCAGGUAAAGUAAUUCAGCUUAAUUCAUCCAGCUGUAAUUCUGGGGAGGUAAAAGAGUCAGAUACUGAUAAAACAAAAAAACUUCGACAAAAACUGUUAAAAAAACUUAACGCUAAAAAGAAGAAAUUAGCUUCACUGGAUCGGCUAGCAGUGGAACAAAUGAAACAUGAAAGACCUGUGAACGGAGGUGGAAGCACCCCAUCACAUUUUGAAUCUCAUAACGAUAGUGAAUUAUUACAGACGUUUUUAAGGGAACUGCAGCAUCAGAUUGAUGUUGCAGAUAAUGAAUCUGAUGCAAACUCUGUAUCAAUGUGCACUGGCCAUGAUGCUAAUAAUGAAAUAUUAGCAGAAUUACUGUCCCCUACUUCAGCUGUUGCUUCCUUAGAGGUUCCAAAAGGUGAAGAUGAAUGUAUGUAUUUGGAAAUGGUGGACAGCAAUGUUGCACCAGCUGUGCCUGCUGAGAUGACCAGUGUGUCACAUGUAACAGUGCCAUGUGAAGACCACAAUUACUACAGUCCUGUAAAGGACAGUAAUUCUGAAGUUCAUACAAUGAACAAAUCCAGCAUGAAAAAACUUGCUUUUGAAAGUCCUACAAGUGAAGAUAUCCUUGAAGACCUAUUCUCCAUUUCAGCACCAAGCUCAAUAGCAGGCGAUAUAGAUUUACCUCAUUUUGAUGAAACUCUGUUUGAAACUUGGUGAAUAUUCAGUUUCUUAUUUUUAGUAUUUUUCAAUAUUAUGUAUAUUUUGAAACAAAGCACUAUUUAAAUUAUAUUUUCUAACUUGUUUAAUUGCACACUGGCUGUACUUGAACAAUUUACAUUUGAGGUAUUUUUUUCUUAAAAUUGCAUUGUAGCAGGCAAAUGUUUUAAUCCAUUUUGUCUGUGAACCAGUUAUUUUAGCUGUAGGAUAUGAGGAUAGUUUUAAUUAAAAGCUCCUAUAAGUCUUUUUUUUUUUUGCUGCUUUUAAUAUGGAAAACUCAUCCAUAUUUUAUUGAGCUUGAAAAAAACAACCUUCAGUAUCCUUGAUGGUGUAAGUAAUACUAUUUAGGAAGUACUGAUUUAUUUUUCAGGAUCUCUGAAUUCCUGAAGUCUUGUUGUCCAACCUAAAAAAAAAAAAAGAAAAAUACGGACUGUAAUCAGGGAUAUUUGCAUCCUUUUAUACAAAGAUAAUUUGCAGCACUAACAAAUCAAGGAUGGUGUUCUGCUAGGCAUUUUACUCUUUUCAGAACUACAGUUCUGCAAGCUCUGUGGUGUGUACACCCUUGCAUCCAAGGAAGGAGGAAUAUAAAGUAGAAAUUUUCCUAUUUAAAGUUAGGACACAUGCUGAGGUUUUCAUUCUGGGUUAACUGAAAAUACAGUUUUGCAGAAUAUACUUCUGAGCCUGCUGAUCUUUUAAGUAAAAUAAAUAGGAUUUGACCCAGAGUUUGCAGCAUUAAGAAAGAAUUAGUACCAAAUGUAACUUUCAUGUAUUCAUUGCUGCAAAUUCACUACUAAAAGAAAAGUUUCCAAGUGUUAAAGUUAACUGUACAUUAGCACCGAUUACUGUUGCUACUAGGAGUUUUUCAUGGAUAGAGCUAUGUACUCCUGUCUGUAUAUAAGAGAAUGCCAGAGAUGAGCAAGGACAGUAGGAAGAAAGUAAUGGAGAAAUGUGGCAAGAGGCAGUGAGUAAGAAGAAGGGAGAAAUAUUUACAUCCUGGUGUUUCCAGAUUUGUGUAUAGCUUUCAUUUGGUUUGAUAGGGAGACUUGCAUGAAUUCGUAUAUACAAAGCUGAGACUAUUAUAUGCUAAAUUAGAUCACCUAAAAUAUUUUUCAUGUACAUGGAAAUAAUAAGUAUUUUAUCAGCAAAUCUGUUUCAGCAGUUUUUAGAGGUACUCUAUUUUUUUCUUAUCCCAAAUUCAAAACGUAAGCCCUUCUGUCAUACUCUUAAACAGGUGCAGUGGAACAUAAUUGUUGUUACAGGUCACGGCUACAGACAUAGAUGGUCUUGAAUAGCUUGAACAGAUUCAAAAAAUGUUUGAAAAAACUGUCAGUGACACUGAACUCACCUUCCCAAACUAUUUCUGUUGCAAUUGUGGGCAUGUUUAUCAAACUUGCACUACAGACAACUUGAGCUCCUCCUUUGUUUUAAAUGUCUUAAUUGAUGUGUUACAAUGGAAAGCAAAUCAAUGGGUUUUGAAUGUAAAGUCCUGGUAUACUGCUGGAGAAAUGUUUGUCUGUAAAUUCCCCUUAUUUAACAAAAAAUGUUGACCAAAGCUAGAGUUUGACUUAUCAGUAAAUAACAUAGGUGCCCCUACAAGAUGUGAGGGGGCAAUAAGAUUUUCCUGCAGUCAUUUCUGUAUAUGCAAACCACUUAAAAGCUGUGUACCGCUAGCUCCUGAACGCUUGUUGCGGAGGUUUCCCUAAGGUGAGGGGAGGCGCUUCCUGAGCGGAUGCCCGCUGAGAUGAGCUGAGUUGCAGUUACUUGGAGCUGAGAAGUGGAAACUCCCUCAGUGGAAGCUCCCUCAGGAACUGCUGGCUCAGGAGGUGGCACAGACCCCAGAGGGAGUGAAGCAGCAAGCCUGGGGCUACUGAGAUGCAGAAUGCGUUGGCCUGUGUGGGGGAGAUCCUACUUUAUUGGGAUGUUGGAGGGGGAGGCUGUUGCAGAUGAGAAGGUCCAGGUGUAAGCAGUAUGAUAAGGUUAAUAGCAGAGAAAAGCGUGGGGGUGCAGCUGCUGGGCAUGUGCCUAGACAGAACAAGGAGUCGCCAUGGUCAACACUGGCAGCCCCCCUGCAAACUCAUGUUAGGAGAACUUGGGCUGCAGCUGUGCAGGGUACAGUAUGGGUGCACAUAUGUAUAAAAUCCCCAAGGGCAUUUAAAUAGUACCUGAGAUUAAAGUGAAUAUGAAACUACUUACGUUACUGGUGCAAGCUUUUUGAUGCGUUGUUCUGAAAUAAUUGUUAAUGAAAGAUGAUGCUGCACAAAUUUGUCUGUUUUCUAAUUGGAUCAGCAUAAUUGUUUUACUCCCACUGAUUCUUUGCAAGUGAGAAUUCAGCUGAGAUUGAAUAAAAACUCCUUCACCAAAGAAA